Molecule: messenger RNA, 213 nt
Organism: Fusarium pseudograminearum CS3096
Lineage: Eukaryota; Fungi; Ascomycota; Sordariomycetes; Hypocreales; Nectriaceae
Exons: 3
Coding region: 1-213 (70 amino acids)
Source: RefSeq, a predicted model, not a curated record
AUGCAUGUACAUUAUCUGCCGGUCCGGAUCCGCGCUCUCAAGAUCCUGGCUUCAAACGGCGAUGUUCUGAAAGUGGCACUGGGCAUAGUAAUUUCGAAUAUGAUCAAGAUUGAGAUACAGCAUGCAUUGUAUAGACUGGACUAUGUUGUCGAAGCCAAGAAGACCCAGGUCUUCGCGUCUGUGGAGCUUAGUAUUUGGUACACAAGCCGAUAA